CUUCCGGUUUCUUGACAAAGCUUUAUUGGUGAACUAGAUUUAACAACAAAUAUGGGUAAAAAACACAAGAAACACAAAUCAGAAAAGAAAUCUCUUGAUGCAGAAGAGAGUUAUUCACAGGAGGUUGUAGAGAAGCCCUUGAAGCUAGUGUUGAAAGUUGGAGGUUCACAGCCCACAGAGACAAUACAGGAUGUGUAUACACACUCACCACACCAUGAGGAGAAGAAGCACAAGCAUAAGAAGAAGAAAAAGAAGAAGGAUAAGGAUAGGGACAAGGAUAAAGACAAGGACAGACACAAGCAUGACGGGGAGGGCAGCAGCAGCAGCAGCAAGAGGAAGGCAGAGACGUAUGUGGGAGGUGAUGAGGGCACAGACUUGCCACAGGAGGAACCCCCUGAGAAACAGCCUCACAUUGUCGUCCCCCCGCCCCAGGUGGUGGAACCGGUCAAGAUGGAGGUGGAGGAACAGGAUGAUGCCAGGGAGCCACGGCAGUGUACCAUCCAAGGCGAGGACAGCAAUGCUAUACUUAGACAGUGUCUACACUACAUACAGAAGAAAUUACAGGGGAAGGACAUAAAUGGUUUCUUUGCCUACCCAGUGACUGAUGCCAUUGCCCCCGGCUACUCCAGCAUCAUCUCCUACCCCAUGGACUUCAGCACCAUCCUCACCAAGAUUGAAGAUGACGAGUCGAAUGUCAUGGAGUACAAGAAAGAUUUCAUCACAAUGUGCAACAAUGCUAUGACAUACAACCGGCCGGAAACUAUCUACUACAAGGAGGCCAAGAGGUUGAUGCAGUCAGGCCUGAAGCUUCUCAGCAAGGAGAAGAUAUUCAACAUGAAGAAGACCCUGAGCUUCAUGGCCAACAUCACUCUGGAGGAGAUCGGCUUUCAUGAGAACGGCGCUGUUGCCGAGAUGGUGACAGUCAUCGAUGAGGAAGAACAGAGGAGGAAGGAGCUGAAAAAAAUACAGAAGUCAAAGAGCUUGACUCGGUUUGAAGCCAUUCCGGACAACAUGUCCCCAGAGCAGAUCCUGGCCCAGGCCCAGGCUGCAGCCAAGGAGGUGAAGGAGGAACUCACUCUUCGGAAAGACAAGAGCAAGUUUGGAUUCCUGAGAAGAAGGAAGGAUGGAGCUACUACUCUUACAGUGGUCAACCCUGACAAUGAUGGCAAAGUGAGUGAAACAGAGAAGGUUGUUGCUCUAGGGGAAUUGACAGGGAAACUGACCACAGGAUCUGGUAAUCUGGCUGGCUUUAAAGAAGACAAAAGAAACAAAAUAUCUCCAGUGACCUACCUCAACUACGGACCCUUCAGUAGCUAUGCCCCUCAGUAUGACUCCGCAUUCUCCAGCGUCUCCAAGGAUGAGUCCGACCUGCUGCUGUCUACAUAUGGGGACGAAACAGGGGCACAGUAUGCCAAGAGUGUGAUGAGUUUUGUGGAGAAAGCGGAGGACUACGGGGUGAAGAUGGUGGAUGUCCUCCUGGAUGUGCUCACCAAGGGGGAACACAGCAAGACAAGGAGGCUGCUAGAACAGAAGAAGAAAGUGGAAGCUGACAAGAAGGCUGAAGAGGAGAAACAGAGAGAGAAAGAAGCAAAAGUUAAGAAGAACAUUGAUUUCAACUCCCUUAGAAGCCUUGGUGACCUUGGACUUGACGUCUCUUUUGUAGACUACUUUGAGAAAGAGAUAGGUAAUGACAAGCUGCAAGCCCGCUUGGACCAGACGGCGGGCCUCAUCACGGACCUCCAGCAGACGCAGAGGGAGAGGCUGAGUCAGAAGCCACCUGCACAUCUUGGACUGGUCCUCGGGCCGUCUGACAGAGAAGCUGAACUGGCUGAGAAAGUAUCGAAGGAACUGAAGGCAUUAGCCCGUGAGGCUGCUCCCAAGGACAUUGUCAGUGUGAAGGCUGUACGCUCAGCUCUGGGAAUUACCAUGCAACCAGUUGUCUCCCUUCAAUCUCAGAACCAGGGCAAUAGCAGCCAGCCAAUGGAAGGUGUUGACAGUGAAGCUGCUCAGUCACAGGCAGCCAAUGAGGGCCAAGAUAACAAUACCAUUGACACAGAUUUACAGGAGUUUCUGCAACAAGGCUCCGCAGUCAGCUCAGCAUCUCCAGCGGGCAUGGAGACAUCAUCCUAGGAAGACUGUCUGUGUGCAUGUGGACAAUGAGGAAAUGGCAUCAGUGGGAGAGGCAGGCAUGUUAUCAUGACCUGAUAUUCUUCUUUGAGCAGGAAAUCAUUUUGUUUGAUUACUAAGUUCAUGCCUCACUGAUUAUCGUAAAAGGCAUCUGUACUUGUGGUAAGGGGCAGCUAACGGGACUGGGUGGUCAGACUUGUUGACUUGGGGAUGAAUGUCAUUAUAUCCCAAAUACUUAGAUUGGUGCUCAUGAUGUCAAUCACUUGAUUGCCCUGUCUAAAUUCUUUACAGACUGCCAUCAUGUAGCUGGAAUAUUGCUGAAGGCAGCAUAAACAAAAACAAAACCAAAUUUUUUGACAAAACAAAAAAACUUGACAAAACUCUUGUAUUGGCCAAAUGUUUGAUACCUGCCUGUGCUUCAAGUCAUUAAGACCUGUAAUUAUCAAACACAGGAUAUGUUGGAAGAUACUUUCCUCAUAGAUAUAAGGCUGUACGUAGAAAACUGUACCAGUAAUGCUGAUGAAGUGAGCUGAUCAAAGUGGUUGUAAGGUACACUAUACAUCAACAAAGCAGUGUUACCCACACAAUGAAGUGAGCUUAUUGCUGAUAUCUUGAUAGACAUUAUCUGCUAGUCUGAAGCCUGAGAUUUCAAUGUAGUCGAGGAAGGAGCCCAUCUGAGGUAAAAUCAUCACGUAGCUCAUGUACUUGUGUCAUGAACCUCUGUGGCAGGUCAUAAUUUCCAUGUUAACAUUGCCUCACCAUGACAUUUUGCCAACAUGGUGCUGGAACAGCAUUUACCCAUCAUGUUCAUUCUGUCAUUGUAAGUCUGCUCCAAUACUCCCACGUAUGUGUACAGUCUCAUUCCAUGUUCAUUGUGCCACUACAUCUGUAUUUAUAUGGGUCAUGUGUUCGUCAUUGUCAUCCUCUCUCAACAUGUAUCAUGUACAUUUAUGAGAUCAGCACAUUAAACAUAUUUGAACAAGUGA
Haliotis rubra (blacklip abalone) is the source of this 3113-nucleotide messenger RNA. Its product is annotated as bromodomain-containing protein 7-like. The record is from RefSeq and is a predicted model, not a curated record. Gene Ontology annotation, cellular component: nucleus. Lineage: Eukaryota; Metazoa; Mollusca; Gastropoda; Lepetellida; Haliotidae. Gene Ontology annotation, biological process: regulation of transcription by RNA polymerase II.